Messenger RNA from Aspergillus glaucus CBS 516.65, 2399 nucleotides. RefSeq lists its product as uncharacterized. The transcript has 9 exons. NCBI's taxonomy places the organism in Eukaryota, Fungi, Ascomycota, Eurotiomycetes, Eurotiales, Aspergillaceae. The coding region runs from base 1 to 2358 and encodes 785 amino acids. The record is from RefSeq and is a predicted model, not a curated record. Gene Ontology annotation, molecular function: monooxygenase activity; oxidoreductase activity, acting on paired donors, with incorporation or reduction of molecular oxygen; iron ion binding.
AUGGGCUCAACUACCGACCACCGCCAAAUCCGCCUCGUCCGCCUGGCCCACGUCUACUACACCCACAAGGACAUCACCAAAGCCUCCCAAUUCCUGAAUGACUUCGGCUUCCAGGAAGCCAAAACCAUUACCAAGGAUAAGAAGACGAUUUACUACCGCGGAACCGGCCCCGAGCCAUUCGUAUAUUGUGCGCGAGAAGGCGAUGUCGAUGAAUUCGGCGGCGCGGCGUUUGUUGUGGAGUCCCGUGAGGACCUCGAGUAUGCAUCGCAGACUCUGCCUGGAACUAGUGAUGUGUACGAGCCUGCGGAUGCUCCGGGUGGAGGUCUAUGUGUGACUUUUAGGGAUCCGGUCGAUGGGUUCCCAUUUCAUUUGGUAUAUGGGCAAGAGAUUGCGGAUAAAACGAGGGCUUUGCCGCAGCUCAGGUAUAAUUAUCCCACGGAGAAGCACCGAUCGACCAACAGCGCACAGAGGUUUCAACCAGGUCCGGCACCAGUGCACAAACUUGGCCAUUUCGGAAUGUGCGUGACAGACUUUGCCAGAGCGUACUCAUUCUAUACCACGAGAUUCAACUUCAAGGGCAGUGAUCUCAUCCACGACGAAACUGGCAAAGAUAUCACCGUCUUUCUCCAUCUAGACCGGGGAAGCGAGCUGGUGGAUCAUCAUUGCUUCUUCAUGUUCGAAGGACCUAAGUCACAUGUGCACCAUUCGUCGUUCGAGACGCAUGACUUUGAUACCCAGUUGUUGGGACACCAUUGGCUCCGGCAACAAGGGUAUAAGAAUUGCUGGGGUGUUGGUCGGCAUAUUAUGGGCAGUCAGAUUUUUGAUUAUUGGUUUGAUCCAUCUGGAUUUAUUAUCGAGCAUUAUAUCGACGGAGACUUGCUUGACGAAACUCAGCUGACGAAUCGCUCGCUGGCCUCGCCUAACAACCUGCACAUUUGGGGUCCACCUACGUUACCAAUUCUGGGAAACCUCCACCAGAUCACACGAAAAGGCUCCUACAUCAAAUUCACCGAAUGGGCCCAGAAAUAUGGCGGCCUCUACUCUCUCAAACUAGGAACCGGAACUGCCACCAUAAUUACGGAUCGCUGCAUCGUCAAGGAGCUCGUUGACAGAAAAAGCUCGAAAUACAGCAAUAGACCAGGGUCUUAUGUUGCUCAUACAAUCACCGGCGGCAGCCAUCUGCUGGCUAUGCAAUAUGGGACCCUGUGGCGGUCGUUCCGGAAGCUGGUCCAUCAGCAUUUCAUGGAGAGUAUGGUCGAGAAGAGUCAUAUAAUGGUGCAGAAUGCGGAAGCUGUGCAGAUGGUAAGGGAUUUCUGUUUGUGGCCGGAGAAGAAUAUGUUGCACCCGAAGAGGUAUAGUAAUAGUAUCACGAUGAGCUUGACCAUGGAGCCCGGUAACACUCCUCCCGUCGACAUCUACUCCUUCCUCCACUACAUUCCCCAGCGAUUCCUCGGUAACUGGAUUGGUCGCGCACAAGGCGUCAGCGCCGAGAUGAACGAGUUAUACGCUGAAUACCUCAACCGUGUUGAACAGCGCCGCAAGGAAGCGGGUAGCACCGGCUCCUUCAUGGAUAUUGUCCUGGACCAGAACGAGAAACUCGUGCUCAGCCGUCAUCAAUUAUACUUUCUGGGUGGUAUUCUGAUGGAAGGGGGGUCGGAUACCUCGAGCUCGAUUAUCCUUGCUUUCCUGCAUGCUAUGACAAAGUGGGAGGGUGUUCUCAAGAAAGCUCAAGCUGAGAUUGAUGCUGUGGUAGGAGAGGAUAGGACGCCGGUUUGGGCUGAUUAUGAACGUCUUCCGUAUGUUGCGGCUGUGGUUAAGGAGGCCAUGCGGUGGCGGCCGGUUGUGCCUUUGGCAUUUCCUCAUGCCGCUGCGGAGGAUGACUGGAUCGACGGCCACUUCAUCCCCAAAGGCUCCACCGUCAUCGUCAACGGCUGGGGCCUCCACCACGACAAAGCCCGUUUCCCGAACCCAGACGUCUUCGACCCAGACCACUAUAAAGGACGGACAGCGCUUUCCCCAGAGCUAGCAGCAGCUGCAGACUACAACACCCGUGACCAUUAUGGUUAUGGCACCGGCCGUCGAAUUUGCCCGGGCAUUCAUGUGGCUGAACGGAACUUGUUCGUGGGGAUUGCGAAGAUUAUCUGGGGUUUCGAUAUUGAGCCUAGGUUGGAUGAGAAUGGGAAGCAUGUAGAGCCGAAUAUUGAUCCGGAGACGGGGUAUAGUGAGGUGUUCUUGGUUUUUGCGAAGGACUUUGAGCGUCGGAUUGCGUCAAGGUCGGAGGCUCGAAGGGAAAAUAUUAUGAAAGAGUUUGAGCAAGCGCAGAGGGAGGUGUUUUCGCAGUUUGAGGAUCCAGCUUGAAUUCCUAUCUAUGUUUCUCUAUCAGACUAGUCAAUGCCAGC